Drosophila gunungcola (fruit fly) is the source of this 1628-nucleotide messenger RNA. RefSeq names its product protein rolling stone. Bases 554 to 1519 code for a protein of 321 amino acids. The transcript is spliced from 8 exons. Lineage: Eukaryota; Metazoa; Arthropoda; Insecta; Diptera; Drosophilidae. The record is from RefSeq and is a predicted model, not a curated record. Gene Ontology annotation, cellular component: membrane.
CAGUUGAAAUUCUUUUUUUGCCGUGAGAAGUCGUGAUUUGCGCUCUGUUCUUCGCAACUUUAAUUUGCUUGCUUGGUGCGUUUACUUAAUAGUAUUUAUAUAUUGGUUGCUGUUGUUUCCCCGGCUGUUCUGGUGCAUCGGCACGUCCUCAAAAAAUGUUAAUGAAAAAGCGAGCUGAGUGAACGAUUAUAAGUUUCCUGUUCAUCAAAUAUCAACAAUUCCAAUUAAAUUCGGACUGCAUUGGAAUCGGACUGACAGUUGCACUUGCAAUUUGUUUAAGGCAAAACACAAUAACUUGCUGAGGGUCUCCACGUCCGUUAGCCUGCUGAAGCGAAUAAUUAUUCACCGACUAUAUAAUAACAGAGCGCUCGGCGAAGCGAAUGAACUGUCUGCGAUCUGUGAUAAGCAAUAUACAACUGCAUCGAGAAUGGCAUCGCUAAAUACGAUUUAAAUUGCAUAACCGCACAGUAGACUAUACUUGCGUGUAUCGACUGCUUACGUAAAACCUCAAGUCAAAUUAAGUCCGGUUCUGAGCGGCACAGAAGCCAGCGAGAUGAGCAAACUCCAGGUGAUCGUGCACCCCGUGAAGAAGGAGUUCCAGCGCAAGAGCUGCGGCUUCGACCAUGAUACGCCCGAUGAUUUUGUCAAGUCGCAGUGGCAGUCAUGCACAAAGAGUAUGGCGUAUUUGUUUUAUCGUUGGUUCAUGGCUCUUUUUUUCGUGGUCGUGGUAAUUAUUUCGAUGUGGCCAGAAGCAGAUGAUGAGAGCAGUUAUUGGCUGUACUUUAUCUACAUGACCAACUGGGGAAUAUGGAUGUGCAUGUUGACGAACGUGUUGGGUGCUAUUCUAGUCACUGUUUGGCAUUAUCAUCCAGAAUAUGCGGAUAAACUCUUGAACAUUAAGAGUUCCUUCAGCUAUUUUCGAGUGUACUGGGGAAUGCAUAUAAUAACCUUGGUUCUGUCCAUUGUCAUCACCAUUAUCUACUGGAGUAUUUUGUACGAUGCUAAUGAAAGCGCCUUGGACGCCACGAAUGUACUCACUCAUGCAUUUAACUCGAUUUGCAUGUUCAUCGAUCUGUGGAUUGUAGCACAUCCGAUGAGGUUGCUGCAUAUAUUUCUGCCAGUAUUAUUCGGAGUUGUGUUUGCCGUCUUUUCAUAUAUCUAUCAUUUAUGCGGUGGCAUUAACAAGAAAGGCAAACCUUACAUCUACCAUGUAAUUGACUGGAGCAAGCCAGAAAACGCUUUUAUCACUGUUGUUGGCGUACUAAUCCUGUCCUGUUGCGUCUAUGUGCUGCUUUUCGCCUUCUUCAAGCUGCGAUCAUUCCUUCAUCGACGCUGUCGCAAUGCAAAUUUUGUACUGCCCACCAGUGCAAAAUCGAAUGGUCAAACUAAUGGACUGGACGAUAAAUCCGGAAAUGGAAUACAGCACUCGCCUUCGCGCAUAUCAAUGGUAUUGGGCAAUUUCGCUGGCUAUGAGAACCAGGCCUAUUCACCCACUGGCGAACUCUCGAACAAAAGCUAAUACUUCAAUUAAGACUGUAGUAAUAGCCAAAUUAAUUUCUAGAAUUUACAACCAGUGAUAUUAUAAAUUAUAGUUUUGUGUUAAGUAAAUAAACUCGUUCUGUGCAGGA